Molecule: messenger RNA, 8066 nt
Organism: Neoarius graeffei (lesser salmon catfish)
Lineage: Eukaryota; Metazoa; Chordata; Actinopteri; Siluriformes; Ariidae
Gene: cep290
Product: centrosomal protein 290
Exons: 52
Coding region: 493-7803 (2436 amino acids)
Biological process (GO): kidney development; camera-type eye development
Source: RefSeq, a predicted model, not a curated record
GUAAGGAAACGGACUGUUUGAACCAGCUAGCUGGCUAAUCACUGAUAUGAUAACAGUUCUGUGUGUGUUUUUUUUUUUUUUUGCUUUUUAUGAGAGAUGUUUUAUCGAUUUAUAUAUUUAUCCUGUUUUAUUAGGGCGGGUGGACAUUUUCAGUGAGACAUGUAGCCGUUUGUGCUAACCUUGUUUUUGUGAUUAGCUCUGCUGAGCUAGGAGAAGGCGCUCGCUGCCUCUUUACACUAUUUUGUUUUUUUUUUCUUUGUUUUUUCAUUAAAUAUCCUUUACGUUUCAUCUAUUAGUGUCUGAAACUUCAUUCUCAGAAGUACUAAGGUGUAUUUAAGGCUAUAAUCCGUGGUACAGCCUUCAUUAGAGCAGACUGGAGCAGCAGAAUGAAGAAGUUUUUAUUUCCAUUUUAACUCCAGAACUUUCCCUCAGCACGUUUUCCUGUGUUAACGGUUUCAUUUCGACCCAAGUGCAGAUCAGAUCAGGUCAGAGAUGCCUCCAGCUGCAGACUGGACCUUCCUGAUGAGGGUCGACCCUGACAAUCUGGGAGAUGAUGAAGAGAAGAUCUGUGAUUUGCUUUUGAAGAUUUACCCGAAAGACCUGAGGGAGAACGAAUCGAAGAAAGCAGUACAGCUGUUCAGAAUUUCACAGACGUUACUCAGGCUGAAGUUGGAGGAAGCGACCUACGCCUACGAGAUCGUGGAAAAGGCCGGUGCUGACCAAGCGAGAACAGAAUUACAGCUGAAAGAGAAGAUAGCUGAGCUGAAAGCAGACCUCGAGUGCUCUGCAGGGGGGAGAGACACGCGCUUCCUCCGGGAUGAAAUCCGCCAGAUGGAGAGUCAGUUGGAGCAGAAGGAUAAGGAGCUGGUCCAGCUGGAGAGGGACAUGGAUAAAGAGAGGAAGAGCAAUGAGAAGCUGUCACGGCGAGCGGAGGAGGCUGAAGACGAGACCAGAAGACUGAAAAGAGAGAACGAGCAGCUCCAGCAGGAUGUUGAGUUCUACAGGAAGGAGCUGGAGCAGAAGGACUCGCACCAGAGCCGAGAUGAGAGGAGCGAGGCUCAGAAGAAAAUCAAUAAAGCCAACCAGCAGGCCGACCAGUACUGGGAGAACUGGCAGCGCUCAGAGGACGAGAACUCGCACCUGAAGAGCGAACUAGAGAACCUGCAGAAGAAUCUGGAGGAGUCGGUGAGAGAGAUGGAGAAGAUGACGGAUGAGUACAACAAGAUGAAGGUGGCGGUGCAGCAAGCAGACGGAUUCAUGGACCAGCUGAGGAGAGAGAGAGACCAGGCCAUGCUGCAGGUGAGAGAGCUGACACAGCAGAUUCAGGCUCGGGCCGAGGAGGACGAUCCAGUGAUUGCUGCAGUCAAUGCUAAAGUGGAGGAGUGGAGGUGUGUGUUAUCAGGGAAAGAUGCUGAAAUCCUGGAGUACCAGCAGAUGAUUCGGGACCUGAGAGAGAAGUUAAGAGCAGCUCAGAUGGAUUCGGACAAAAACAACAUCAUCGCAUUGCAGCAGGCGGUGCAAGAGAGGGACCAGCAGAUCAAGCUGCUGUCUGAGCGAGUGGAGCAGUACACGGGUGAAAUGGAGAUGAACGCCUCACUCAUCGAGGAGCUCAAGAAGCCACUUAAAAAGGAUAAAGGUCCAGGCUCGAGCGCACAGCAGAAGAAACUGGACGAGCUGAACGCCAAACUGCAGGCUGCAGAGUGGAGGGCGGAGCAGGCAGAACGCUCCGCCCAUCUUGCCGAGUCUGACGCCCACCACAAAGACCAGGAGCUGAGCGAAACCCUGAGCCGCAUUCGGCUUUACGAGUCUGGCACUGAUGGGCUGGUAGCCGCCGUCGCCGAGAUCAAAGAAAGCAAAAACCAGAUCAGAAUCCGCGACAGGGAGAUAGAAGCCAUGACCAAGGAAAUAAACCAACUGGAGAUGAAGAUCAAUGACCUUCUGGACGAGAACGAGGAGCUAAGAGGGCGCCUGGGUUUAACUCAGAAAGAAGAAGUGGAUUUAACCGAGUUCAGGAGAUCAAAGGUGUUGAAACAAAGGCAGUACAGAGCGGAGAACCAGGUUCUGCUAAAGGAGAUUGAACGUCUGGAGGAGGAAAGGCUGGAGCUCAAGCAGCGUAUCCGUGCCCUGGUGAAGGACAAAGGUAUCACGGUGAUUAGUAGCUCAGUGCUUGAUGACGAAACUGUAGAAGAAGGCAGCAGGUCCAUCAGGGAAAGGUCAACCCUGAGACCUGCUAAUGAGGAUGAAGUUAAACGAAAAAAUGACUUCCUGCAGAAGGAAUUGAUGAGCAGAGAGAAAGAGCUGGAGCUGAAGAGAGCAGAAUCCUCGCAGUUUCAAGCCAAACUGAACGAGAUGGUGAAGGAGAACAAGCAGCUGGAGCAGGGCAUGAAGGAGAUUUUGCAGGCCAUCCAGGAGUCACAGAGCAAAGCUCCGACUCAGGCAGCCAUCAGCGUCCCCAGCCUGGAGAGACUCGUCAGCGCCCUGGAGAUGAAGCACUCAGACGGGAAGCUUGAUAUAAUUGCACAUCUCAGGGCACAGCUGGAUCAGCUGACCGGCAGGAACGAGGAACUGAGGCAGGAGAUGAAGGCGGCUAGAGAAGAGGCAGCCAACACGCUGACUCAGCUAAUGAAGGCUAAUGAAAAGGUUGCACAUUUUGCGAGUGAGCUUGAGGUUGUGAGGCAGUCCGCAGGUACGGCUGUAGCUCCUAAACCUCUUCUGCUGCCUGAAGAAACGACACCCACCAGCACGCAAGUCAUCAAUUCGCUCAACGAGUACAUGAUCCAGCUGUUACAGGAGUUAAGAAAUAAAGAAGACUCGAACAAGCAGCACGGUCUGGCUUUGGAAGAGUACAAGAGGAAAUUCGCCGUCAUGCGACAUCAACAGGGACUGUUGUACAGCGAGUACCAAAGUGAGAAGGAGGCCUGGAAAAGGGAGAGAGACUGUUUUUCAGAGUUGAAAACCAAAAUGGAGGAGCAGAAGGAGGUGGAUGCAGUGAAGAUCCAAGAGUAUAAUCUCUGGCUGGAGGCUCUGCAGCAGGACCCGGCUGAGAUCAGGAGGCAGGUGGCCGAGGCGGCGCGUAAAGUGACGUUACUGCGAGUGAACGAGAGAUCUUUGACCCGCCGCUACACCACCCUGAUGGAACAGGAGCAGCAUCUGAGGAAGGAGAACUACAAGCUGAAGGACGACUCCGUGCGCAUGGAAGCUGCCGUUACGGAGAGAAUCGGCUACCUGCAGAGGUUCAAGGAGAUGGCCGCGUUUAAAAUGGCGGCACUCCAGAAAGCGCUCGACGACAGCGUCCCGUCUUCCGAGCUGGAAAGAGCGAACAAGCAGUACAAUGACCUCACGAUGAAAUACAGAGACCUGCUCCAGAAAGACAACCACCUCAUCCAGAGAACCACCACGCUGGAACAUUUGGAGGGUGAGAACGUCUCCCUCCGUGAGCACAUCAGUUCCAUCAGGAAGGAGCUUGAGAUCACGAAGGAGAAGCUGCACACGCUGGAGCAAGCCUGGGAACACAGCUCUGCUGGAGGACAGAGUGGUACGGAUAAAGCUGCGAAGGCUCUAGCAAACAGCGAGAUCGUGUCGGUGUCCAAGCGCAUCACCACUCUGGAGAUGAAAGAGCUGAACGAGAGGCAGCGAGCCGAGCACGCUCAGAAGAUGUACGAGCACAUGAGGAACUCUCUGAAACAGGUGGAGGAGCGGAAUUUUGAGCUGGAAGCCAAGCUUGCUGAGAUGGCGAAGCAGAACCUGGAGGCUCAGAGGACCGAGCGUGAGCUACGAGACGAGCUGGCUGACAGCGUCAGUAAAGAAGUCAGUGACGCUGACCGGCGCCGCAUCGCCGAGCUGGAGAAAAGCGAAGCCCAGCUCAGGAUCGAAGUGUCUAAGUUGCGGGAGGUUUCCGACGUAGCAAAAACGCAGGUGUUUGCUCUAGAAGCCAGGCAGCAGUCCCGGGAAAAGGAGGUGGAGUGUCUCAGGAGGCAGGUGCUCGACUAUCAGGCUCAAAGUGACGAGAAGGCCCUCAUCGCGAAGCUCCAUCAGCACAUCGUGGCUCUGCAGCUGAGCGAGACGGCGGCCGUCAGCAGGCUGGAGGCCUACACCACCCGCCUCCGCCACCUGGAGGCUCAGAGGCUGAGGGCGGAGCAGCAGCUGGACGCUCAGCAGCAGGCGCUGUGGCAGGCGAGGCAGGAGGGGCGUCAACGCGCUCGACACCUCCGCCAGGCCCUGAACAGCCUGCGUAGACGGUUCUCCGGAGCACUGCCCCUCAGCCAACAGGAGAAGUUCUCCAGCACUAUGCUGCAGCUGCAAGAGGACAGGGCGAGGGCGCGGGAGGAGGCACUCCGGGCGCAGGAGGAGCGCAGCGCAGCCCAGGGGAAAGCACAGGAGCUGGAGCUCCGACUGAAGGGUCUGGAAGAGCUCACAGCCACCCUGAAGGACGUUAAAGGAGCUCAGAAGGUGGGCGAGUGGCAUAAGAAGCUGGAGGAGGCUCGUCUGCAGGAGCUGAGGAAGAACAGAGAGCUGGUGGCGCAGCGGGAGGAGAUCCGGUAUCUGAGGAACAUGGUGGCCGAGCAAGAACGCUCCAUCAGCAGCCUGGAGGAGGAACUGGUGCAGCAGAACAACCUGUUGGAGGAGCAGCAGCUUUCAUGGGAUCAGAGAGAGGUGGAGUUGGAGCGACAGCUGGAGAUCUACGAGAAACAGCAGAACCAAAUCAUCGGAUCUGCUCAGAAGUUUGAAGAAGCCACGAGUUCUCUGCCAGACCCAAACCAGCCUUUAGCUCACCAGCUGGAGCAUGCUCUGAAUAAAAUAAAGGAGCACGUUCGUACCAUUCUGGAGAUUCAAGCCACCUGCAAAACUCUGGAGGAGAAGCUGAAGGAGACCGAGGCGGCGCUGUGGCAGGCCGAGCAGAACGUCCUGUCGCGGGACCGUGUCAUCAACGAGCUCCGCCUCCGUCUCCCAGCCACCGCUGAGAGGGAGAAGCUCCUCGCCGACUUGAGCAAACAGGACGACACGAGCAGCCAGCGCGCCCUGAAAAUCGCUCACCAGACCAUCAGCAACCUGCAGGGUCUCCUCGACCAGAAAGAGGAGGUCCUCAAGAAGUACCAGAACCUUCUGGCCAAGGCGAGACAGGAACAGGAAGAAGCAGUAAAAAAGCACGAACAGGAAGUGAGGAACCUGCACCAACAGCUGGACCUUCACACAGACCUGUCCCUGGACCGCUUCAGACAGACCACACUGGAGCGGAUGAAAAAACCCACCCUGAACGUCCCGACCACGAAGCAGAUGGAGCGUCUGGCUGAAAUGGAGCAGAUGGUGACGGAGCAGGACACGUCUCUGUCAUCGCUCACGCACAAGCUGAAGGUGCUGAGUGCUGAGCUGGAGAGACAGAGGCACGUUACAGCUUCUCAAGCCAAAGAGCACGCAGAGGAAACAGCCAAACUGGAGGAAAGGCAUUCAUCCCAGAUAAAUGCUAUGUCCAAGGAAUCAGAGGAGCUGAGAUCCCAGCUGCGCCAGAUGGAGAAAGAGCUGCAGUACCUCAGCACCGAGCUGGAGGCCCAAAAAGAGGCCAACGUUCGCUCGCCAAGCAACACCAUGAAGAACUUGGUGGAGCGUCUGAAGGCCCAGCUGGCCCUCAAAGAGAAGCAGCUGAAGGCUCUCAGUAAAGCUAUGCUGGAGAUUCGGGCGCAGAUGACAUCCCAGGCUGAGCAACAGAUCAUCGCAAACGCGGCCCAGAAAGAGGAGGCGCUCAACGUUCAGCAGAUCGUGGACAAGCAAACCAAAGAGCUCAAGUGUCGUGUAAAGGAGCUCAGUGACGAGCUGCAGAGCUGGAAGGAGAACGUGAAAGCGGGGAAAACCCGAGAGAGCUCUCUGAAGGAGGAGGUGGAGAGCCUGAGCCGCGAGCUACAGAAGAGCCAGAAGGUCCAGAGCAGACUGCAGAGCGAGAAGGACCAUCUGGAAGAACAUCUGGACGAGCUGAAGCAGAAAGUGAAGAGACUCAGCAGCAGCCUGCAGGGUCAGACUGAAGGUGAAGGUAAAGGCCCAUCAGUAGAGGCUUUACAGAGGAAGAUCCACAGGCUGGAAUCCGAACUGGACAGGAAGAACGUGUCGGAGACGGUCGAGAAAAAGCCGGCAGUGAAGGAUGACAAGGUGAACAUGGAGUCUAAUAAAGAAGAACUGGUGAGGUGGGAAGAAGGUAAGAAGUGGCAGGCGAGGAUGGAGAAACUGCGUAAUCUUUUAAAAGACAAGGAUAAAGAGACGGAGUCCCUCUCCAAACAACUGGCCACCCUGAAGGAGCUCUACGGAAGGCUGGAGCAAGAGAAACUGAUCCUGCAGAGGAAGCUGAAGAGUCGAGGGGUGACAGCGGAUCAGGUGGUGGGCACACGGGCGACCCUCGAGGCUGACAAAGAGAUCGAGCAGCUGAAGAAGAGGAACUGUGAGCUGGAGCAAGAGAUCGAGAUCGUCAAGCAGCAGCAGGCUUUACCUCGGGACGCUGCGAUGGAGGACAUGAACAUCAGGAACCGCUACCUGGAGGAGAGACUUCACUCUCUGGAAAGCCAGCUGUCUAAAGAACCUCAAUCCAGGCCAUCGACGUCCGGCCGGGGCUCAGCAGGGACUCCAACACAGAAGGAGCACGAGCUACAGAAAGAGAACCUCAAACUCUCCAGCGAGAACCUGGAGCUGCGCUUUCAGCUAGAACAGGCUAACAAAGACCUGCCUCGGCUAAAGGCUCAGGUGUCUGACCUCAAAGAAAUGUGUGAUGCUCUGAAAAAGGAGAAAGCAGAAGUGGAAAAGAAGCUGAGUAACAUGCGUGCGUCUGGAAGAAGUGGAAAAACCGUCCCUGAGCUGGAGAAGACCAUCGGGCUGAUGAAGAAGGUGGUGGAGCGAGUGCAACGAGAGAACGAGACUCUGAAGAAGUGCUCAGGGACGGCGAUCCAAGAGAAGCUCACCGCUCUGCAGCACGAGCACGAGAAACUCAAGGCUGAAUCCGACAGGUUGAAGGAGAGGAAUCGGCUGACAUCCAAACUCGAGUCACAGGUGAAAGGAAUGGAGAAGAUCGUGAUGGAGAACGAGCGACUGCGCCGGGACAUCAGAAAGGAAUCGGAGGCUGCAGAGAAGCUGCGAGUAGACAAGAGCACUCUGGAGGUAAGAAAUGAAAAGCUGAAGCGCGAGCUCGAAGAGACCAACCAGAAGCUCCUACUGGCUCAGUCGAAGGGUCCAUCCAUGGAUGGAGCAGAUAGCAAGACCUGUAAAUCCAAAGUUGUGACGAGGUUGUUUGAAAAUAAAAUGAAAGCGCUCGAGAAUGAACUCUCGACGAAGAACGCAAGUCUGUCCGAGCUCAAACUGCAGCUGACGGAAUUCCGUGAGAAAGAGCAGACAACACGGGAAACCAUCGCACAGCUGAAGGAGCAAGUGGAUCUUCUGAAAAAUAUUCCCAGUGAUGGGCUUCCUAAGGAGUUUAAGUCUGUUAGGUUAGCAAACCACCAGCUGGAGAAGGAGAAACUUCAUCUUCUUGAGCGGAUCCAGAAAUAUGAGGAGCAGUUUGGAACCCGUAUGGAUGGGCCAGGAUACAAAGAACUUCAGGCCCAAAUCAAGGCUGCGAGCGCGGAGAAGAGCCAACUGCAGGACGAAGUCAGAAGGAUGACCAAAGAACUGGCCAACUUUGACCCGACGUUCUUCGAAGAGCUCGAAGAUCUCAAGUUCAAUUACAACGUAGAGGUGAAGAAGAACAUCAUCCUGGAGGAGCAGCUGAAAAAACUGUCCGAGCGCUUUGGGGUAGAAGUGGACAUCCCGACGGACGGGUCGCUGAGUUAACAGGGGAAGGAGAGGAAAAGAAGUGGACAGUGAUGUUUUUAUAGUUCCGUUAUUUUACUUUUGUAAAAAGUAUAUUUAUGGAUGUUUUAAAUGCGAUGGCGACGAGAACGUCGUCGUGAUGAUGAGCCUCACUUCACUCCACUCAUCCCCGCCCCAAAAUUGUGCCAAAAUAUAUUUUAUAACUUCAGUUCAAGCUGUUACAUGUGUUUAUUAUAACAGUCACAUCAUUUCAUUUCUGGCUCAAUAAAUUAAAUGAAAUUAAA